This is a messenger RNA of Tetranychus urticae (two-spotted spider mite), 1274 nucleotides long. The record is from RefSeq and is a predicted model, not a curated record. NCBI's taxonomy places the organism in Eukaryota, Metazoa, Arthropoda, Arachnida, Trombidiformes, Tetranychidae.
GUCUUCUAUCUUGCAUUUAAGGUUCAUCAUUCUUUUGUUCAACUCAUCUUUUCCAUCACAUUCUCAUUAUCAUGUUCAAUGUUUGAGUUAAUUAUAUUUGAAAUCAUUGGAAUCCUAGACCCAAGCACACGAUUUUUCUAUUGGAAAUUUAUUCUCUAUUUCAUGUUAUUUAUCAUAAUUCUUAUCCUACCUUUGUACAUGAGCUAUUUCAUACUUUGUAAUAUCACAUUUGUAGCUAAAAGAUACAUCAAGCCCAUGGCCUUCUUAGUUUGGUUAAUUUUUAUAUUUCUAUUUUGGAAAAUUGGAGAUCCUUUUCCCAUAUUAAGUCCUAAACAUGGAAUAUUCUCAAUUGAACAAGGAAUAAGCAGAGUUGGUGUUAUUGGUGUUACCCUGAUGGCUCUACUUUCUGGGUUUGGUGCAGUCAACUAUCCUUACACCUCGAUGACUUACUUUAUGCGAGUUGUCACAUUAGCAGACGUUACCUCAUUAGAGAAAAAGCUGCUUAGAACAUAUGAUUUGAUUGCAAUGAAAAAGAAACGAAUUAUUCUAAUUGAAAAAGAUAGUCGUUCACCAUCAUCAACAUCUUUAUGGACAAGUGUGAUUCAAACAUUCUCAUCUUCAGGCUCUGAAAGUGUAUCACAACUGCGAUCUGAUUGCAGAGCAUUAGAAGAGCUUGCAAGGCAAUUAUUUUUAGAGUUGGUCGAUAUGAAAGCUAUGCAGCUUCGUAUGGAAUGGUCUAAGACAUUUAAAGGAAAAUACUUCCACUUUGUUGGCUAUUUUUUCUCUCUUUACUGUAUUUGGAAAAUUUUUAUAUCAACAAUCAAUAUUGUAUUCAACCGGGUUGGCCGUGUGGAUCCUGUAACUCGCGGUAUACAAAUUGCUGUUAAUUGGAUUGGAUUAGAGAUUGAUGUUAAGUUUUGGUCACAACAUGUUUCUUUCCUUCUCGUUGGAAUUAUUGUUAUUUCUUCUAUUAGAGGUCUUUUAAUCACUUUAACUAAAUUUUUCUAUGCCAUAUCAAGCCCUAAAUCAUCAAAUAUAAUUGUCUUAGCUCUUGCAGAGAUUAUGGCAAUGUAUUUUGUAUCCAGUGUUGUACUCAUGAGAAUGAAUAUGCCACUCGAAUACAGAACAAUUGUUACUCAGGUUUUAGGUGAUUUACAGUUUAAUUUUUACCACCGUUGGUUUGAUGUAAUAUUUUUAGUCAGUGCUCUUUCUAGCAUUGGUUUUCUCUAUUUAGCACACAAACAAAGCAGCAAUAAAGAACUUUAAUUAUUUUA